Molecule: messenger RNA, 210 nt
Organism: Penicillium canescens
Lineage: Eukaryota; Fungi; Ascomycota; Eurotiomycetes; Eurotiales; Aspergillaceae
Exons: 1
Coding region: 1-210 (69 amino acids)
Source: RefSeq, a predicted model, not a curated record
AUGAUUCAAAUUAUUGUCUCGUCAGCAACCGACAUAGCAUUCAAAAUUAUCAAUGGCGAGGAAGACGAGUACCGUUUCACCGUGUAUGAUGUUUUGGGGAGGGCCAUCAAUGCUAUUGAUAUCGACGGCGGCAGUUGGGGAAAAAUCCCCAACACCCGGCAAAUGUUUCGGGCAGGAAAGGAGUAUACUGUGAGAUGGUUCGAGGCUUAG